AUGUCGUGUAUCUAUUGUUACUAUGGAGAUAAAUGUACGAACACCGAAUGUAACUUUGUACAUCUCCGAGAUAAUGCAUCGGCAUCAUCUCCUCAAGUACCAGUUCGAAGACCCGGCAUUAAUUCGAAGCAUUGCAUGUAUGGAGAAAAAUGCAAAACAAAAAAAUGCACUUUUACACAUCUGACGCUGACAAAAGGAGCACCCAUAAGAUCACAAGACGAGUUCGAUGAUUGUACUUACGGCGUUAAAUGUACACGUGAAGACUGCUGGUUCAUUCAUCCAAGUGGAAGAGAAAUUGAUCGAUCAAUGAAUACAACAUCAGGAAGACAACGACUACCAGUUAGAACAGAUAUUUUUAUGCAUCACACUUCACGUGAUUCAAGCAGUCCCCGGCUUGAAGCAGCAAUGCCAUAUGAGCACCGUCGUCCUUCCACAUGUACUCCUGUAAUUAUAAGACCUCCAUUACAACCCCUGGAAGUUUACCCACAAUGGAUUGAUCCAAGAAACAGCUUUUAUUCUACACAUCCGAUGUUUCACCAACAAAUAACAGGCUCACCUAUUAAUCAGCAGAAUUCCGGAGAAAGGAGAAGUUCUUUUUGUUUAAAUCAUAGAACCAGAAGUUCUGCUUUGACACAUCGUUCGCCUCGUGAUUCAAGCUCUCAGUCUAAGUCACGAAUAUUCAAACCGUCCGCUCCAUGCCGUUUUUCAAGUACUAACCGAGAACUUGAUCAACCCUCAGAUCGAACAUCGAGAAAAAGAACAGGACUGUCGGAAUCUGAGCUAAUUAAAUCGAUAGAAAAUCUAAUAAAUGAUGAAAUACCCAUACUUCAAUUGGACCAUCGUUUGUUAAUGACAAAAGAACAAGAAAAUAUUCCAGAGAACGAUAGCGGUGACGAUGACGAUAUUCGAUCGACUGACACUUUGUUGAUGUCUGACAUAGAUGAACAAAACUCAGUACUUGGAGAAUUAGAAUUGCAGGAAAUUGAAUUCAGUACAACUGCAGACAACCUCUCUACAGAGUUUUCUGAACUAAUGGGAUCAGAAGGAAUUGAUUCUGAACUUUUAUUAUUUGAACUGAAACGUAUACACAUGCAUCUAGUACGUGAGGUAAAACGUUUAAAACUACAUUUGCCAAUCUAUGCUAAACGUACGGAAAUUAUUGGACAAGUUAAACAAAAUCAAGUUUUAAUUUUAAAAGCUGAUACAGGUUCUGGAAAAUCUACACAGACAAUGCAAUAUUUAUGUGAUGCAGAUUUAACACAUAAUGGUCAAAUUAUUUGUACACAACCACGAAAACUUGCUGCACGAAUGUUAGCUGCAAGAGUAGCAGAAGAAUACGGUUGUAAAGUUGGCGAGGAAGUGGAUUUUCAUGUAGGUGGUGACAGAUGCAGACGGACGAAUGAUAAUAUUACAAAAAUUAAAUUUGUCACAGAUACACUAUUUUUAAAUGAAUAUCAAAAGGAUCCAAUGUUAAAAAACUAUUCAAUUGUUGUCAUUGACGAAGCACAUGAACGAAAAAUCGAUACGGAUCUUGUGUUUGGUAUUAUGAAGCAAUGUUUAAGAAAGCGGAAGGAUUUAAAGCUAAUCGUCAUGUCAGCAACACUGGAUAUGAAAUUGUUAAAAAAUUAUUUUUCACCCGAGUUUUCAUGUGGCACAUUAGAAAUCGGCGGACGAACAUUUCCAAUAGAAGAUCAGUAUCUUGACGAAGAUGUUGAAAACUACGUUCAAGCAGCUGUAGCAAAAGCUAUUGAAAUACAUCAGAGUAGUGAAGUCGGUGAUAUACUCACAUUUUUAACUGGACCCGAUGAAAUUGAUUUAGCUAUAGAGGAGAUACAAAAAAAAUUAUCAAAUGUUCAAAACUUCAUUGCCUUAUCAUUACAUGGAAAACUAGCACAAGAAGACAGUGCAAAAGUCUUUGAAAAAAUUCCUAAUAAAAGAAAAAUCAUCUUUAGUACUAAUGUUGCUGAAACAUCGAUUACAAUCGAUGGGAUACAACACGUAAUAGAAUCUGGAAUGGUUAAAGAAACAAUGUGGGAUGAUAAGCGAAAAAUGCAAGUGUUAAAAGUUGGACAAAUUACAAAGAGUUCCGUCAAACAACGCCGUGGAAGAGCUGGAAGAACAUCGUCAGGGAAGUGCUACCAUUUGUACACGUUGGAAACAUACGAGUCCUUAGAUACAUGUCCGCGUGCAGAAAUCUUGUGUACUCAACCCACCAUGGCUAUUUUAAAAUUAAAAAAUUUGGGUAUUGAUGAUGCCAAGACAUUUGAAUGGCUUGAGUCACCAUCAUUGGCCAGUAUUACGGAAGCACAUACAACAUUAGAAUGGUUAAAUGCCAUUGAUCCUAAGAGCGGUAAAUUAACUGAAGUUGGUCGUCGAAUGGCUAAAUUAGCUGUUGAUCCAAAAUUAGCUGCAAUGCUAUUCAAAGGUCAGGAAUUAAAUUGUUUACCGCAUGUACUAAUUAUAGCUGGUAUGUUAAGUGUAUCACAAAGUUUAUGGUGGACAGGAAAAGAUGAGAAAGCAAGACAGUCAGCUGCUGAAUCACGAGCGGAGUUCAGUCAUGAAUCCGGUGAUCAUAUUACAUUAUUACGUGUCUAUUUAAAAUGGAAUUCAGUUUCUAAAAAUCAUAGAAAUCAAUGGUGUAAAGACCGUAAUAUUAUGGCGAAGCAAAUGAAAAGAGCAGAUAAUUUUAUAGGUGAUAUUUCCAGACAAAUGAAAUUCGAAAUGCCGAAGACUGAGGUUGUGGAAGACGUAAAUCCAGAACUAAUCAAUCAACUUCUUCUGUGUAUUACUGCUGGUUACUUUACAAAUUUAGCGAUUUCAAAUGGUCCAUUACGUGCCGGAUAUCAAGUUAUUUCUUCUGUAUCCUCGGAACCGAUUACUGCACGAGUCUUUCGUACAUCAGCUCUGUAUACAAAUCAUCAAAUACCACAGUUCGUUUUAUACAAUGAACUGAUCAAUUUAAAUGGAACUAAUUAUAUAUCAACGUUAUGUGCAAUUGACGAGAAAUGGCUUCAAUCAGUUCCGCAACAAUGGUACAAAGCCUGCAACAUCAGUAAUCUUCACAGUAUAGCAUAUCAAAGCUAUACAUUCACAAAUAUUGGUUCUACUUUACUACGAGCUGUUGUUGGUAAACGUAAUUGCAACAUAAAUAUGAUUGAACAGUCAAUUGAAGGAAUGAUUGAUUUUGAUUACAAUCAAAUGACGCUGACUGUGUGGGGUCGACCAUUAAAACUGGAAAACGCUAAAAGAAUUGUACGGUACAUGAUAGACAAGGAGAAAGAGAAACUGAUUAUUGAAGCUGAAGAAAUACAAAUUGUAGGGUCAACACGUAUUGUAAUGGGAGCGGGUGGUUUGAGCGAAAUGGUUUUAGUAGAAGAUGAAUUUGUACGAAUUAUCAUUAAAAAGCUACCGCGAACAGUGACAGAGGAACAAAUACAAACUGCAUGUAAACCGUAUGGAAAAAUUCGCAACAUUUCGUUCAUGCAACAAAAUCAAGAUGGAGUCUGUGGUACAGUCACAUAUUUUAGUACGACCGGAGCACGUAAAGCAUUUGCUGAACUCAAUGGUAAAUUUAUCGGUGGUCGGGAUAUAACUGUCAGCAGUGCAUGUUUAAAAACCGAAGCUCAUACUGGUACACAAAAUUGUCGUCUGAAAGCAAUUUGGUAUUUAACGCCAUCGGAAUGUAAUGGAAAAAUUAUUUUUACCAAUGAUGAUAAUGCACGUAAAGUCUACCAGUUACUUCAAGAUUUGGGAUACGAUUGUCAGUACGAAACCUCACUGAAUUUACCAACUAUGAAAAUUGUUUAUUAUCUUGCAAACAAUUGUGGUCAAGGUUACGUAAAGUUCCGCACGGCUUAUGAAGCCAAUACUGCCUGUUUGCGGAUGCAUAUGAGGCAGCUAUCAAGUGGUCAUAGAAUACAUUGUUCGAUGGCUCGAGAAAAACAACGAAACGGUGGCGCUUCAUCAGUUAUCGUCCGUAAUUUACCUUCGGAUGUGGAUGAAGAAGAUCUUCGAGAAUAUUUUCAGUACUGUGAAGGUGUACAAGACGAUGUACAAUUGCUUCGAGGAUCUCGUGGUUCAAAGUUUAGAAGACCGUCGGAUGCUGAAGAUCAAAUAAAAUCAGUUUUUAAUUGUUAUCCUUCAUUUCAACGUGAUUCCAUUUCAUUUAAUCCAAGAAUAUUUAAUGGGAAAAUUGAGGCCUAUGCACAUUUUACAGAUCAAAGGGAUUUACUGGAUGCUGUUGAACAAAUAAAUGGAAAAAAGGGUUAUAUUGGUCAGGGGAAGGUGAGAUUAUCGGAAAAAGUACGGACGCAACAGCAACAAAUGACAAAGAAACGAAAUGCUGAUGAAUAUAGUAUUAAACUGCAAAAUUUAGGUCCAUUAGUUGAUCAAUAUGAUUUGAGUCAAAUACUAAAAGAUCAUCAGUUAUAUGAUUAUGUUAAAAUAAUUCUAGUUUAUCGUCAAAAAUUACAAGCAAAUCAGCAGUUUACUGAAGAGGACACUCAAAUGGGAUUAAUGAAAUUGAAAUCUAUAUUUCACAGUAGAAAUCAGAUGUUUCGGUAUGAACCAGAAAUUCAGUUACAUCCAGUAACGCCUGACGGUACAAUGUCUGCACUUAUCUUAUUCAAUGAUCCAGUUGAUGUUACGAAAGCUGUUCAAAUCUAUGCGAACACCAGUAUUACCCUAUUUGAAGGUGCAACUCAAAUACAUUUUGUUCCAUCGAUGGCCCAUGAAAUUUAUAUUAAUGCAGCAUUAGCAAAAGCAAUACCAGAUAAGAUUGAAACUGCAAUCAGUCGCAUAAAAGAUAAAUUUAAACGUGUACAUAUAAAACGAGGAGGAAUUACAAAGACAGAUAAAACGAAUCAAUCAACUAAGAUUUAUAUCGAUGGUAAUGAUAUUCAGCAAAUAACAAUGGCUAAGAUUGAAUUUGAUAAGAUUAUGAAAGGUAUUGAAUAUGAAUUUCAUGAUGAUUUGAUUAAACAGGUUAUUUUGAAUCGUAAAGGAACUCAGGAAUUACAGCGUAUUCAAGAUAAAACUGGAUCCUAUAUCUGGUGGUGUUAUUCAAAAUCAUUUGUUCGUAUUUAUGGCAGUGAUCAAGCUUGCAGAGAUACUGUGAAGCAAAUAGACGAUUAUAUUAAUGAGAUUCUGGCUAAAAGAUUUGAAGCGAUAUUAAAUAUUCCUGACGGUGAGUGGAUUCGCUAA
Molecule: messenger RNA, 5202 nt
Organism: Didymodactylos carnosus
Lineage: Eukaryota; Metazoa; Rotifera; Eurotatoria; Philodinida; Philodinidae
Source: the annotation of a GenBank genome assembly